AUGGCGCAGCAGCAGCAGGGCGCCCUGCCGCCGUCGGCGACCGAGGCCGUCCUAGUGCCCACCGAAACCCUCCCCGACGGCCCCGUGAUCCGCGGCUACGACUUCAAUGCGGGCCGCGACCUGGACGGGCUCAUGGGGGCGCUGCUGACGUCAGGCUUCCAGGCCAGCGCCCUGGGCCAGGCCGUGGUGGAGGCCAACCGCAUGAUUGACUGGCGUCUGAGUGACGAGCCUGUGGGCCCCUCCACGGACCCCGAGCACGCUGACCCGGCCUUCAGGGCCGCCACGCGCACCAAGAUCUACCUCGGAUACACCAGUGAGCGGCGCCAUCGAUGA
Messenger RNA from Monoraphidium neglectum, 333 nucleotides. RefSeq lists its product as hypothetical. Gene Ontology annotation, cellular component: cytoplasm. Gene Ontology annotation, biological process: peptidyl-hypusine biosynthetic process. The transcript is spliced from 3 exons. The coding region runs from base 1 to 333 and encodes 110 amino acids. Gene Ontology annotation, molecular function: deoxyhypusine synthase activity. The record is from RefSeq and is a predicted model, not a curated record. NCBI's taxonomy places the organism in Eukaryota, Viridiplantae, Chlorophyta, Chlorophyceae, Sphaeropleales, Selenastraceae.